AUGGGUUUGCCUUGGUAUCGUGUUCAUACUGUCGUAUUGAAUGAUCCCGGUCGCUUGCUUUCUGUUCAUAUAAUGCAUACAGCUCUGGUUGCUGGUUGGGCCGGUUCAAUGGCUCUAUAUGAAUUAGCCGUUUUUGAUCCUUCCGAUCCCGUUCUUGAUCCAAUGUGGAGACAAGGUAUGUUUGUUAUACCAUUCAUGACUCGUUUAGGAAUAACCAAUUCAUGGGGCGGUUGGAGUAUUACAGGGGGGACUAUAACAAAUCCGGGUAUUUGGAGUUACGAAGGUGUGGCCGGAGCCCAUAUUGUGUUUUCUGGCUUGUGCUUCUUGGCAGCUAUCUGGCAUUGGGUAUAUUGGGAUCUAGAAAUUUUUUGUGAUGAGCGCACAGGAAAACCUUCUUUGGAUUUGCCCAAGAUUUUUGGAAUUCAUUUAUUUCUCUCAGGAGUGGCUUGCUUUGGCUUUGGCGCAUUUCAUGUAACAGGAUUGUAUGGUCCUGGAAUAUGGGUGUCCGAUCCUUAUGGACUAACUGGAAAGGUACAACCUGUAAAUCCAGCGUGGGGCGUGGAAGGUUUUGAUCCUUUUGUUCCGGGAGGAAUAGCCUCUCAUCAUAUUGCAGCAGGGACAUUGGGCAUAUUAGCGGGCUUAUUCCAUCUUAGUGUCCGUCCGCCCCAACGUUUAUACAAAGGAUUACGUAUGGGAAAUAUUGAAACCGUCCUUUCCAGUAGUAUAGCUGCUGUCUUUUUUGCAGCUUUUGUUGUUGCUGGAACUAUGUGGUAUGGUUCAGCGACUACCCCCAUCGAAUUAUUUGGUCCUACUCGUUAUCAAUGGGAUCAAGGAUACUUCCAGCAAGAAAUAUAUCGAAGGGUUAGUGCUGGGUUAGCCGAAAAUCAAAGUUUAUCAGAAGCUUGGUCUAAAAUUCCUGAAAAAUUAGCUUUUUAUGAUUACAUUGGCAAUAAUCCGGCAAAGGGAGGAUUAUUCCGAGCGGGUUCAAUGGACAACGGGGAUGGAAUAGCCGUUGGGUGGUUAGGACACCCUAUCUUUAGAGAUAAAGAAGGGCGUGAACUUUUUGUACGUCGUAUGCCUACUUUUUUUGAAACAUUUCCGGUUGUUUUGGUAGACGGAGACGGAAUUGUUAGAGCUGAUGUCCCUUUUAGAAGGGCAGAAUCAAAGUAUAGUGUCGAACAAGUAGGUGUAACUGUUGAGUUCUAUGGUGGCGAACUCAAUGGAGUGAGUUAUAGUGAUCCUGCUACUGUGAAAAAAUAUGCUAGACGUGCUCAAUUGGGUGAAAUUUUUGAAUUAGAUCGUGCUACUUUGAAAUCCGAUGGUGUUUUUCGUAGCAGUCCAAGGGGUUGGUUUACUUUUGGGCAUGCUUCGUUUGCUUUGCUUUUCUUCUUCGGACACAUUUGGCAUGGUGCUAGAACCCUGUUCAGAGAUGUUUUUGCCGGUAUUGAUCCAGAUUUGGAUGCUCAAGUGGAAUUUGGAGCAUUCCAAAAAAUUGGAGAUCCAACUACAAGAAGACAAGUAGUCUGA
Theobroma cacao (cacao) is the source of this 1527-nucleotide messenger RNA. Lineage: Eukaryota; Viridiplantae; Streptophyta; Magnoliopsida; Malvales; Malvaceae. The record is from the annotation of a RefSeq genome assembly.